AUGCCAAUAUCAAAAAGUGAUUCAUAUUCAGCACAAAUCAGUGAAAAUAUUUUUCGAUUGACCAAUGUAGCUCCUAUUCCAUUUAAUUUAUCCGAAGUUUUUGGUUGUUUUAAUCAACCAGGAUUAAUAAGAUUUUUUGAUGAACAUAAAAAAUUAGGUUUGGAUAUUCCACCAUUCGUUUUCGGUUUUCUUGUUCAUGCUGCUGUAAUGCUCGAUGGAGCAGAAUUAUUUGAUCCAGAUGGUACUGGUUGUUUAACAUCUAUGAAUUUAUUUGUUCAACUUAUUGGUGAACCUGGUACUAAUAAAUCUGGUAUCUUAAGGGCAUUUAGUUCUACAAUGUCAGUAUUAUCACGUUUAUUUCCACAAUUCUUCAGUAAAACAGUAACUGAAAAUAUUGAUGGUAAAGAAAAAACAAAUCAUAUUGAUUUAAUUGUUAAUAAUGAUACAGAAUUAUCGUUAGUUCAAAAACUAUCUAAACGUGAAAAUGUUUUCAUAUUUUCUGAUGAAUUGGACGUGAUGAACAUAAGAUUCGGUGUGUAUUUAGGAGGUUCAACGGAUAAUGAUAUGAAAACCAUAAGUUCAAGAUUAUUGUGUCAAGGAUAUGAUAUUAUUACAAAUUUUUCAAGAACGACUGGUUCUACAUCAUUUCACAUUGAUCGAGGUUCAAUAAACAUCUUUGGAGCUAGUACUGGUAAUAUGUUAUCGACUGUUUAUCGUCAAUAUCGAAAUUCGUCAAUGUCUGAUGGCACCACAAGUAGAUUCUUGUACAUUGGUGCAUCAGCACAUAAAUCUGUAACAAAUAUUUCUGGUGAAAUUCUAUCAUUACAACCCAACAUGGUUCAUAUUCUGAUCAUUAUUCGUCUUAUAGGUGAAUAUAAACCAAUAUUUGUAUUUGGCCAAUAUGAGAAAGAAUCUGAAGUUCCAAAUAAAGUUAUAAUACCAAAUGAUGUACAACAAUUAAUAACAGAUAAUGACGAUUCAUUAUCAGCAGUUGAAAAUUUAAAUGAAUUGAAACCAACUGUUAUUAUUCCAUAUGAAGAAAAUGACAGAGAAAUUGAUGGAAGUCUUUUAUCACCAUGUGCAGCAUUAAAAAGAAUAAUAGAUUAUUACCAUAAUAAAUCAUUACAAACUGAUCAACAAGGAAAAUCAAUUUAUAAACCGUUACAACGAGCAUUUUAUCGUAAAGGUGGUCGAAAAUUGGCAAAAAUUAGUGCUUUAUGUUAUGUUAUUUCUCUUGCAAUAAAAAUUUGUUAUGAAUCAAUUCAUUUUAUUCGUUUUGGUGAUGGUUUAUUCAUGAAAGAUGUUAUUGACAAUGAACAAUAUAACAGAUUAUUUUUGUUCUAUGAUCAUGUUAAAAAAAUUAUUAAACAAAAAAUGGAUGAAUUACCAUCAUAUGGUAUUAACAAUCGUCCUCUUAUUGUAGUUGACAAAGCUGCAGUAAAAGCAGCUGAAGUAUUAUAUGAAUAUUCAUCUAAAACUAUUGAUUUACUAUUUGAUGAUACAGCACUUACCAAAAUUGAUAAUGAUUCAACAAACAUUUCCAACAAUUUAUCAACAAAAAAGUCGUUUUUUGAAGAACAAACAAUUUUAUUGACAAUGGCAUCGCCAAUUUUGUCAAAAGCAUGGUUUAAUAAUACAAUAACUGGUUUACCAUAUACAGGCAUUUUUAAAAACUAUACAAAAUCUAAAAGCAAAAUGAUUCGUUUGAAUAAUGCGCUAGAUUAUUUAGUAAAUAAUGGCUUAAUUGAAUGUGGUACUGCUAAUAAAAAACAUCUUGUUGGUGCACGAAGAGAAACAUAUAUGAAAACACCACCAUUUAAUAUUCGUACUGAUAAAAAUAAAUUAACAGCACUUGAAUUAAUAAAUAUAAACAUUGAUGAGUACGAACACAUUUAUAUGAAUUCUCCUUUACCAGCAAAUAUUCAAUUAACAGAAGAAACAAUAAAAUUGAUUCUUUCUAAUGAAGAAUACACUCCAAUUGUUCAUUUAUUUAAUGAUAUUCGUGUCGAACAAGAAAUGGAACUUCGAAUAGCCUCUCAUAUAGUUCAACAAGAAAUUAUUCAAGGAAAAAAACAAUAUCAUAUCGUUUCAUCUUCACAACGAGUUGAUAAUGACAACAGUUACGUUCAAAAUAUUUUUGAAUUUGAUUUUGAUUCAUUAUCCAAUAACAACAACAAUUCAUCAAUAUCUGAUGUACCAGUUCAUUCAAUUCAUAAUUUAUCAUCAUUAUCAUCAUCAUCAUGUCAUAUUAACGAAUCUCAUUUAUUUUCUUCAUUAUAUAGAUCGAAUUUAACAACAGCAAGUUCUACUGAAGCUGAUUUACAAUAUCAAAAUAAUCAAGAUACAAUGUCUUUUGAACAUGAAUUAUAUGAAAUUGAACAAGAAUUGUUACAGGCUUCUCGUUAUUCAUCAAAUGUUAUUGACAAGAAUGUCAUUAACAAUAUGUCUAACGAAAUUAUUUUAGUUACACAAGUACGUGAUCCAGUUAAUACACCUGUCAUUCUGAAUAAUGAACUAUAUGAACCAGUUUGUAAUGCAACUGAUGUAGAAAAACAAAGAAAAGUUCAAAAUAAAAAUCAAUCUCAAUUGAUCAUUCCAUUGAUCGAAUUCGAACCAAAUUCAAGUAAUAGUUUGAGAGAAACACAAACUAUUGAUCCAUCACAACCGUUUCAACUGAUACCUGAUCUUAUUCAAAAUAAAAAUCGUUCAAUUAAACGUUUAUUGGAAGAAGAAAACGAAAGCUUUAGAAAAAAACAAAAAAAUACUACCGAUGAAAAUGAAAAUGAUGAAUCAACAACUUCAUCUGUAGGACACAAAUGGAGUUUAACACAACCGAGAUUCUCUUCGCCAAUAAAUACAAAUUCAACAAUAACUAUUGGUAGUAGUCAUGUUGAUAGACAAAAUGUGAAUCAAUUUAGUUCAAUUCAUGUUGAUACCAACUUGCAGCAAAAUAAUAGUAUUACUUUGGCACAAUCAUCUACUGUUACAAAUACCAAUACGAAUUGUGAUGAUGUAGCUGCUGUAUCAUCAAUUGUCAAUAUGCUAGUGGACAAUGUACUUAAUACGACUAAUUCCAAUAUAUGCAAAAAUGAUAUUAUCCAAUUGGAUUUAUUUCAUCCAUCUGAUUCACCACAUAUUGCAGAUCAUGUUAGUAUGUCAAACUCCGUUCCAACAACUGAUUAUCAACAUAAUAAUACGAAUAAAUCUUCGUUGCUCAAUACAGAUAUGAGUCGACAAGGUGAUACAGAAUUACUCUCUUUUGAUACAACAACAUCACCUUCGAAUACGUAUGUUCAAAUUGCUUCAAAAGAUGAUGGAGUAAAUAUUAAUCUUGGUAUUGAUAAACCAUCACUUAAUGAAAAAAAAAAAGAUUCUUAUUUAUCGGCCGGAAAAGAUGAUGAUCAAAUAUGCUCUGAAAUUUAUCGUAAAUUGAUCUUAUCAGAUUCAAUAGUUAUGUCAAAAACUGACAUAUGUGUGAAAUUAAAACAUAUAUCUACAUCAACUCGAAUUCGUGAUCAAGCGAUUAUCAAUUUAGUAAAUGAUAAAUUACUUAUUAUCGAUGAUUGGUUUAGUUUAAAGAAUAUCAAAGGUAUUGUAAAUUUCACUGGUUAUCUCAAAGGUUUUCCAAAAAAUGAUGCACAAAGUCAAAUGGACUUUGCUGACAAAUUGGCAAAAUAUGGUAUUGAUUUUAUUGAUUUUGAACAGUCCUUUAGAAAAGAUAAAGUUGGUGCUCUUCCACGUACACUUGAUACAUCUGAUAUCAAACAAUCAAAAUGGUUGUAUUCACAAGCUUUAAUGGAUAAAAUUCUUUCUAAUAAUUUUCUUCAAGAAAGAUUAGUAAUUGAUCCAUCAGCUGUUAUUCAUUCAUCAAAUAAUGAAUCACAACAUAACAAACGUAUUCGAAAACCAAAAAAAACUUUUUCUCCAUCUGAUCAACAAUAA
Molecule: messenger RNA, 3942 nt
Organism: Rotaria sp. Silwood1
Lineage: Eukaryota; Metazoa; Rotifera; Eurotatoria; Philodinida; Philodinidae
Source: the annotation of a GenBank genome assembly